Dermacentor silvarum is the source of this 1670-nucleotide messenger RNA. RefSeq lists its product as uncharacterized. The record is from RefSeq and is a predicted model, not a curated record. The coding region runs from base 1 to 1584 and encodes 527 amino acids. The transcript is spliced from 8 exons. Lineage: Eukaryota; Metazoa; Arthropoda; Arachnida; Ixodida; Ixodidae.
AUGGCCACGAGAGCAGGAGCCUCAGUGGAGUCUUCACUGCUGGUGGACAGGUUGCCCCUUGUCAAUGAAGAGCUCGCCGUGGUACUGGUGGCAGCGGCGGCGUAUGUUGACCGGGGCUACUGGCAGAAGACUGAAGAGAUCGGCUUGAUGGACAGGAUUCGCGAGCGUGCCCUCGUGGCCGGCGCCGAUGUUCCGCCAGAUUCCAGCAGCCGACGCGACGGGGAGAACGGUGCUAGAGGCAGUGUGACAUCGGCCGUGCCCUGUGACCUCUUCAACCGAACCGAGUGGAGCUGCUGGCUGUUGUGGCCACUGAACCGAACCUCGCGUCUGCAGCUGAGGCUCAGCGUGGCCGACGACGCACUGGACCGACGACGGCUGCGAGUCACGUGGCGGCGAAAGCACAAGAUACGUGGCCAGAACCUGUUCGCUGUUGAAGAGAUCACUGAAGGCUCCAACCGUGACCGCUUCCUGAACAAGAUACAGGCACUGGUGUACGUGCGGCGCGGUGGCACCGACUACGACCCCAACUCCUCGGGGCUCGGAGAGGUGCUGUACGGCCAGCUCACCUACGUCAUUGACUCACCGCCCACCGUGGUGAAACCGGUUGACGGAUCCCAGGACACGGCUCUUGCACUGGAGGACCACGUGUCGCUCCCGCCCGAUGGCGCCAUGAUCGAAUGGAAGCGCAGACUUUCCCGCGUUCACUUCUCGGCGCUGCCGUCGAAUGUGCGGCUGCUGGCUGGUGGUCGUCUAGCCCUGGUGUCGUUGGCCGGAGCUGCGCCAGGCCGCCAGGCCAGCGCUGCGUCACCGCUCAGCCUGUCCUGCGCCGUUUUCGCCAGGGACGGCCGCUUCUACGGCAUGCGCCAUUUUCUGGUGGCCUCUUCCGGUGAACAGCAAGUUCAAGCCCUGGCGAGCAUGCGAACAUCCACGUCGACUACAGAGGGAGACACGGUGAUCCACCUGUCGGUCAAGCUGGAUUCGCAGCCCGCUCCCGGCGGCGGCGACUCGGGCGAUGAGUACACCGUGGUGCAGACCAACGUCAGCGUCAGCAACGGGCAAGCGGCGCCGGUCGUGCUCGAUGACCGGGUGGGAGGGAGCGACCAGGCACCGGCGGCUGUUCAACCUCCGCGCAUGGGGUACGAGCCGGUAGCAAACCCAACGUCGACGCCGCCCGGCUUCACAAACAACGUCUGCUUCCGACUAAUCCGUGGCGAGAAUGGCGUUCCCAUUGUCGCGCCUUGCGAAUCUGCGGCGUCAGCUACCAGCCCGCCCAAAACGUCGACGGCAGAGACACGCCGCCGGGAACCGCACCCACGCUGGCGUCACCACCGCCCACGUGGCGGCAACUACCCGAGCCACCGUUCGCGUGGUACCGACCAACACGGCAAGCGGUCUCCUGCUCCUAGUGAAGAAGAGCUGCUGCGCGCCGACGUCGAUGGCCUGCAGCCGUGCCGGGCUGACGAAGAAUGCAGUCGGCACGCGUCCUGCAUCGUGCCGCUGGGAACGUCCAAGGGACGCUGCGUCUGCGACCGCGGAUACCUGGGAAACGGUCUGUUUUGCUGGGAGGGCUUCUAUCUGCGAUAGCCUCGGCGAUAACUUGCAACUUUUCAUGGGAAAGUGAAUAAAUAGACGACUGACAAAAUCCGAUUGUGCGCAUGGCAAUGUGUGAG